AUUCAGGUCAGGUGUGGCCGUUCACGAAGCACUGGUAGCCUAGGUGGUUCUUCUUCGCUUAAAUCUCCACCCACCCAUAUUAUCCUCUAAUCUGAUCUCAGCGACCGCCGACGACGAGUUCAUAUCCCCGACUUCUAUUAGCUUGUGAUGGGUAUUAGGAAUAUGUAGUAUGAAACAGUGAAAUAGGGCUUCAAUGAAUUUUUCUUCUAGUAGCAGUUUGUGCCUCUUCCGCUUUGGUCCUCUCUGAUUUUCAAAAUAUACAUGCGUGGUUGCUGCUAUUGUAGAAAAUAAUUCUAGUUUGGCUGGGGUAAAUCAGGGAUUUGUGACUGCGGGUCCUGCAAUUCUAGCAUUUUCUUGGCGACCCAGAGCUGAUGAUGCUAUCUUUGAUUUUCUUAGUGAGGGCCUCAUUUGCUUUUGCUAAAAGUUCAUGAAAAUACUAGCUGUGCUGUGGAAAGCAAAUAAGCAAAAUCAGCUUCCAUCGUCGCCUUUGGUACUCUUCAAAAGGGUAUUCGGAGCUGAAUCGAUCAGAAUAUGCAAUGGGAACCUCUAAAGCACCCAGACUUUCUGGCAUGCAGAAACAGGUGCUCAGCUUGUACAGAGGUUUUUUGCGAGCAGUGCGUUCCAAGUCCCCUGAAGAUCGCCAUCGGAUUGAAUCAAUUGUGUCAGCUGAGUUCCGCAGCAAUUCCAAGCAAGUAGAUCGGAAGAAUUUCCUCUACAUUGAAUAUUUGCUUCGCCGUGGUAAAAAGCAACUCGAUCAACUCAAGAGCCCUGAUACCGUCGGAAUGUCAUCUUUGAAUGUCAGUUCAUCUGAAGCUGAUGAUUCUAAACAUUGAAGGAUCAGAUUUAUUUUUAUUUUUUUCUCUAUAUUGUUCUUUGAUUGAUUGGUUGAAUUGGAAAAGAGCAAUAAUUUCCAAGUUAUGACAAGAUUCUAUUAGUGUGUUAAGCUAUUGUUCUGUUUAAACUUUGAAAUGUCUAGGGGCAUUGAUAGUACUGUUACCCGCUGGUAAUAGUGUAGAUUGGGGUCACUGGCACAUAUAUUUCUUUUGUACUUUAUUUGACAACAUGUAAACGCCGGAUAUAAUCUGAGGAAUGGGUUAGAAAUGCAAUGAAGAUUAUUCA
Molecule: messenger RNA, 1119 nt
Organism: Tripterygium wilfordii
Lineage: Eukaryota; Viridiplantae; Streptophyta; Magnoliopsida; Celastrales; Celastraceae
Product: succinate dehydrogenase assembly factor 1, mitochondrial
Exons: 4
Coding region: 537-833 (98 amino acids)
Biological process (GO): mitochondrial respiratory chain complex II assembly
Cellular component (GO): mitochondrion
Source: RefSeq, a predicted model, not a curated record